GGGCAGCGAUCGGGCCAGACAAACAGACUCGCGCGCGCUCAUUGCGGUCCCGUGUGGCGUAUUGCCAUAUCCCUUGUGUACUGUGGCGCAUUGAUUACUCCAAUAAGUGUCAUUUAAAUUUCGCGCUAUUGUCUUAUCAUCAGGAUUAUUCAGAAAGCAACAGUUAUCAGUAUUCAACUGUCAUUCCCCGUAGUUGGUCCAAGUGUUGUUAAUUACUUGGUGAAGGCGGUGAUUCCCAGUGACAUCUGAGUUAGUUUUGUUAUCGACGUGGACACGACGGGGUCAGCGGAAGCCGAGGAAGAAGAGGAGGAGGACUUGAUCCACCCUACUGCGGUGAAAGUGUCCUCGUGAAAUGAUUUGUGAUCAAGUGUAUCAUCCAGAUAGGAACAGGGGCUUUUGCCUCUCCAAUAUAUGUUUCUUGUUUUUAUUAUUGUUGGUCUUGGUCAUUUCUCAACGUGUGGCCCCGGUUUCUUCCUCGCGACUCAGCGGACUUUAUGUGGACAAUGGCUUCGAUCAAACAGUUGUUCAUCGUGUCUUGACGCAACGAGAGAAACGCGAUGUCGAGCAUGAAAUCCUUAAUCUUCUUGGUCUGCCGGACAGACCGCGAAGUGUUAUGGGCAAAACUCCACAGGUCAAAAGGUCGGCGCCAAAGUUUCUUCUCGAUAUCUACAAAAACGCGCUGGGUGAGGACGAAGGGAAACCGGUCGCACCGAGGCUACACCACAACGGGGAGUUCGACCUCACUGGUCAGGAUCUCAGGGCCAUCGACCAGAGCGAUGUCAUCAUGACGUUCGCCGCACACAAUCAUCACAUUCCCGGAGUGCGGCACGAGCGUGGCAAAAGGCUGUGGUUCGACGUGUCUGAGGUGCCACCCGGUGAGCACAUAAUAGGCGCCGAGCUACGACUCUAUCGGAGCAUGGCGAUUAAGCACAGUAGAAAUCGUGGGUCAUUUAUGAUCACAACAUAUAGAGUUUUGCGAGCACCAGAUGGGACUAAAGAGCUGCAAUACAUCGAUUCAGUCAACACGACUACUGGAAAGGAAGGAUGGCUGACCCUAAAUGUCAGUGAAGCACUCCAACACUGGGUAAAUAAUCCAGAAGGAAAUCGAGGACUUUAUCUUUCAGUUCAUCCUGCUGAUCGGUCUGUGCAUGAAAUGAGACCGGAAGACGUUGGUAUCGUUGGAUUCCGUGGAGAUGCCGACAAGCAACCGUUCAUGGUUGGAUUCUUCAAAAGCUCCGGAAUCCGCGAGAAAAAAGUUCGACAGAAACGUGAUGCCAGAAGGCGAAGAAAAAGUGAAUCUUCUACUUUGGACUAUCGAAAUCCGUACACUGAUCCAGCAAUUCAAUACAAUUCUCGAACAUGCAAAAUUCAAACUCUCUACGUCAGUUUUCGAGAUCUCCAGUGGCAGGAUUGGAUCAUAGCGCCGGAUGGCUAUGAUGCUUAUUAUUGCAGCGGUGAAUGUAAUUUCCCGUUGAACGCUCAUAUGAAUGCAACGAAUCAUGCCAUCGUUCAGACACUUGUGCACUUGGUAAGUCCAGGCAAGGUGCCGAAGCCGUGCUGUGCACCUACCAAACUCUCACCCAUCUCCGUGCUCUACUUUACUGACGAAAGCAACGUUAUUCUCAAGAGGUAUAAGAAUAUGGUCGUUAAAAGCUGUGGUUGUCAUUAGGACUAUACAUUAUUAUAUUUAUAUUAAUAACGAAGGUCAAGUAAAUUAGUAUAAAAAUGGAAAAAUACUUUCACAUUGGAUGAAACAUUUGGAAUAUUUAUGAGUCUCUAUUACAACAUGUAUGGAUUAUUAUUGAUGGAUAAAAAAAAUUGAUGUGACGUUAAUGAAGUUUCUACUUGAUGUCUUAAUCAAUAACAAUAUGUGAAAAUGGAAAAAUUACUGGUUGUCAAGUGUGUAAUAUUUAUUGGACUUAACUAUUGAUAUUUUCCAAUUUUCUCAAACAUAUUAUGCUAAUUGACUAUAAUUGAUUGUUAAAACAAUCGAAAAAAAAUUAUUAAAAAUUUAUUUAUUAUAAAAAUAAACUCUUGCCAUCUAGGAUUAAAAAUGCUACGAACAAGAUGUUAAAAUCAUCAUAUAUUAUAAAAAAAAUCAAUUUAUCUCGUGAGAAUGAUUUUUAAAGAAUAAAAAAAUAAGCUGAAUGACAACAAUACAAUGCAAGAAAUAGAUUUUAAGUGUUAAUUAAGAUUUGUUAUUGAUAAUUAUUAAUCAAUUAAAAGUUGGUAUAGAAACAUAUACGUACGGAAUAAUAUUUUUAUUUGUAAAACUGAUGAAUGCUGUAUAAAUUAAGA
Messenger RNA from Chelonus insularis, 2298 nucleotides. RefSeq names its product glass bottom boat (gene gbb). NCBI's taxonomy places the organism in Eukaryota, Metazoa, Arthropoda, Insecta, Hymenoptera, Braconidae. Gene Ontology annotation, molecular function: cytokine activity; growth factor activity. The record is from RefSeq and is a predicted model, not a curated record. Bases 353 to 1669 code for a protein of 438 amino acids. The transcript is spliced from 6 exons. Gene Ontology annotation, cellular component: extracellular region.